Anoplopoma fimbria (sablefish) is the source of this 1501-nucleotide messenger RNA. RefSeq lists its product as uncharacterized. The coding region runs from base 7 to 813 and encodes 268 amino acids. The record is from RefSeq and is a predicted model, not a curated record. The transcript is spliced from 3 exons. Lineage: Eukaryota; Metazoa; Chordata; Actinopteri; Perciformes; Anoplopomatidae.
GCAGACAUGUCGCUCUAUCUCUACUUCUUCCUCGCUGGAUGUUUCUGUUACAGCUCUAACACGAUUCCUGAAGUGACUGUGCUGCAGAACAAAGUGGCUACACUUCCCUGUCCUUGUUGGAAGGGAGAUGUAACAUGGAGCCGCUUCAUAAAUGGUAAUAAGGUGAUUCUUUUAAAAAUCAAAAACGGUGUCGAGGAGAAAACUGACAAGCGCUACGGUUCCCUGACAGACAAUUCACUGGUAAUAACAAAUGUUAAGUCCUUUGAUACUUCGGUGUAUUUGUGUAAUACAGCAAAAGUAUAUCUGAACGUGAUAACAGAUACCAACACGGUGGGUCCUAAUGCUGGAAAUGUAACAGUCAGGACAAUAAAUGACGGACUGGGUCCUGGCCUUGGACCAGACCAGAAGGGAAACGCUGAAGACGCAGAGAACCAACAACCCUCAGAUGUUUGGAAGAUACCAGUUGGUGUCGUGGUGGGUGUUGCGUUGGUGCUUUUGUUGAUCUUUACCCUGAAAUUCUGCUUCAAAAACAGAAUGGAGAAAACCACCAACUUGGACGAAACUGUUCCUGAGGUGAUUUAUGAGGAGAUUGAAUGUGGAGAGGAGCAGCCAGCGAGGGAGUCUUAUUUUGAAAGUCCAUACUACUCGACAAGCAUCAGGGAAAUGGAAAGCACCUCCACACCACCCAAUAAUACCCUGUACAGCACUGUUAACAAGCUCACUACUAAAGGACGCAGCAGUGAGGAGUGCGUGUAUCACCUCGCCCAAAACCCACUAAAGACAGGAAAUAAGAGAAAUAAAAAAGCAGCCUGACUGGAAACAAUAAAGGCGGGUGACUAAAAACUACCCAGAACAUUAUUGGUUCAUACCGACUAUCAGUGAUAUUGGUGAGGUGAGGUGCCUGCACAGAAUACAAAGACACACUGCCCCUGUCAAGAGAUGCUUCUUUCCUCAGGCUGUGAGACUCAUUAACUCAUCCUCAGUUCUCCACCAUAAUAAUAAUAAUUGUUUUGUUUAGUUACAUUUUUUUGUGGUGUUUUGUUAAGUGUGGAUGUUGUGUAGAGUUAACCGAGCAUAAGUUCCUUAAUUUCUCUUUUUUUCCAUCUGUGAAAACAGGUCGGAAAUGCUACAUAUGUUGUGAUAGCAAGUUAUGUACAUUUAAAGCUUUCCCAGAAGAAAACAUGAGUGUUUUUAGUGCUAUUUAGAACAUGGUGUAGUGAUGCACGUUAGCCUCUUGUAGCCACAUUUUGUGUCAUUACAUGAUGCAAUUAACCCUGACAAAAAAACAACUACCUGCUAGAACCAAUUUUUUUCAUCUGUUUUCACAGGUAACAAAAAAAAAAGAAUUUAAGGAACUUGUAUUGUCUUUAAGUCAUGAAUACAGAAGAGAAAACAUUUAAUUCAGAAUAUUAGAAAAUGGAUCUCUGGAAUUUGUAAUGAUAACUUUGUAAUGUUCCUUUUGUUAAAUACAAAUACUAAACUGUAAUGCUAAUUGCUUCUG